AUGAAACCUAACCCGAUUCCUUUCCCCCUUGCCCUCAAUAUCGGCACCGAUAUCGUCCACCUGCCGCGUAUAACCCGCCUCAUCUCCCGCCCAGGAGGCUACCUCACCCGGUUUACGCGCCGCAUCCUCUCCGAGCAAGAGCAGCGCGAUUUCCGCACCCGGUUCUCCCUCCCCCCGCUUGACUCGCCCAUCUGCCAACCGAAUAUGGCCAGGAAAAUGGAUAUCACAGUUACACCAGAUAUGGCGCGGUGGCUCGCUGGACGGUUUGCAGCGAAGGAAGCGGCGCGGAAGGCUGCGAGGGGUGGUGCCAAGGGGGUAAGUUGGAAGGAUGCUGUGGUGAGUGUUGCCGAUGAUGGCGCGGAAGGAAGACCAGACAUUAUCCUUUUUGAUCGUGAUGAGGAUUGUCGAAGGGGGAGGGUUGGGCGGUUAUCUAUUUCGCAUGACGGAGAGAUUAACCGACACGACGCAACUCGAUACGACUUGCAUGCCGGAUGCCAUGCGACUGCGGAAAAGCUUGAUCUGGUAUUGGACCCGGCACGAAUUACGCAACAUGUUUGCACGAUGAAUCGGCUACAAAGCUGA
Messenger RNA from Aspergillus nidulans FGSC A4, 582 nucleotides. RefSeq names its product protein pptB. The transcript is spliced from 2 exons. Gene Ontology annotation, molecular function: magnesium ion binding; holo-[acyl-carrier-protein] synthase activity. The coding region runs from base 1 to 582 and encodes 193 amino acids. The record is from RefSeq and is a predicted model, not a curated record. Lineage: Eukaryota; Fungi; Ascomycota; Eurotiomycetes; Eurotiales; Aspergillaceae.